AUGGGUCGAGCAAUGGCGCGAUGGCGGCACACUUAUGACGUUAGCGCUCGUACAACGUUAACACACACGGGAGCCUUCCGGUGGCAUGCGACCGACCGUCAGCUCGAAGCCGCUCAACGAGUAAAUAUUGGCAUUAACCGUCGACCGACGCCACAGACGACGACCACCACGUUGGGUCACAAACGAAUCGGGUGUGUGUGUGCGUAG
Molecule: messenger RNA, 207 nt
Organism: Strongylus vulgaris
Lineage: Eukaryota; Metazoa; Nematoda; Chromadorea; Rhabditida; Strongylidae
Source: the annotation of a GenBank genome assembly